GCGCUGCUGGCAGAAAUGGGCGUGGCCAUAAGGGAGGAUGGCGGAACGCUGGGUGUCUUCUCUCCUAAAAAGACCCCUCACCUGGUGAACCUGAACGAAGAUCCUUUGAUGUCAGAAUGUCUGCUAUAUUAUAUCAAAGAUGGAGUAACAAGGGUGGGCCAGACAGAUGCAGACCGAAGACAGGACAUCGUUCUAAGUGGAGCGCACAUUAAAGAGGAACACUGUAUCUUCCGCAGUGAGAGGAAUGCCAACGGAAAUGUAAUUGUCAUGUUGGAGCCAUGUGAGGGUUCUGAAACAUAUGUGAACGGAAAGCGUGUGAAUUCUGCAGUCCAGUUGCGCUCUGGUAACCGUAUUAUCAUGGGAAAGAACCACGUGUUCCGGUUUAACCACCCUGAGCAGGCUCGUGCAGAGCGUGAGAAGACCCCCACAGCUGAGACCCCCGUGGAGCCGGUGGACUGGACCUUUGCUCAAAGAGAACUGCUGGAGAAACAGGGUAUCGACAUGAAACAAGAGAUGGAGAAGAGGCUUACAGAGAUGGAGAUACUUUACAAAAAAGAAAAGGAGGAAGCCGAUCAGCUGCUUGAACAACAGCGACUGGUUUAUGAGAGUAAACUGCAAGAGCUGCAGAAACAGGUUGAGACUCGCUCACUGGCUGCAGAGACACCUGAUGAAGAGGAGGAAGAAGAGGAGGAGGAUGAAGUGCCCUGGACCCAGCAUGAGUAUGAGUUGGCCCAGUGGGCUUUUAGGAAGUGGAGGUACCACCAGUUUACCUCUGUCAGAGACCAGCUCUGGGGCAAUGCUGUAUACCUCAAAGAAGCCAAUGCCAUCAGUGUGGAGCUCAAGAAAAAGGUCCAGUUCCAGUUUGUCUUGCUCACGGACACCCUGUACUCUCCACUGCCCCAAGAGCUGCUACCUUCAGAGACUGAGAAAGAGCGUGAUUCCAGGCCUUUCCCUCGUACUGUGGUGGCUGUGGAGGUACAGGACCUGAAAAAUGGAGCCACUCAUUACUGGUCGCUGGAGAAGCUUAAGCAAAGGCUUGACCAAAUGCGAGAGAUGUAUGAUCGUGCAGGUGAAAUGGCCUCCUCCAAUCAAGGGGAUGAUGGGGAAGGUGCCCUGACCGGCAGUGAUCCAUUCUAUGACCGCUUCCAUUGGUUCAAACUGGUUGGGAGCUCACCUAUUUUUCAUGGCUGUGUGAACGAGCGUCUGGCUGACCGCACGCCCUCCCCCACCUUCUCCACCACUGAUUCUGAGAUCACCGAGCUAGCCGACGAACGUCAGAGUGAGAUGGAGGACUUCAUGGAUGAUGAAGCUUUUGUGGAUGACACCAGUUCAGAUGCUGGGACUGAGGAGGGCUCUGACAUCUUCAGCGAUGGCCAGGACCCCUUCUAUGACCGUUCCCCAUGGUUCAUCCUGGUGGGCAGAGCCUUCGUGUACCUGAGUAACCUGCUGUAUCCUGUGCCCCUGGUGCAUCGUGUCGCUAUAGUAACAGAUAAGGGAGAUGUGCGAGGAUUUCUGCGAGUGGGGGUUCAGGCCAUUGCUGCAGACGAAGAGGCCCCUGAUUAUGGAUCUGGUGUGCGUCAGUCAGGCACUGCUAAGAUUUCCUUCGAUGAUGAGUAUUUCAAAAAGAGUGAUUUCUCCUCUGUGUCCAUGACGCACUCUGGCUUCUCUUUGGAAGAGCUGCGUAUUGUAGAAGGCCAAGGUCAGAGUUCAGAGGUCAACACCCCCUCAGAGGAGAUAAACAGAAUAAAUGAUAUGGACCUGAAGCUGGGGAAUGUGGAAACAAAGUUGAUUGAUGGUUUGGCGGAGCAUCUUGAGGUGGGCAGCAUUUUCACCUUCCGCGUCACCGUUCUGCAGGCAAACUGCAUCCCGCCUGAGUACGCAGACAUCUUCUGCCAGUUCAAUUUCCUCCAUCGUCACGAUGAGGCAUUCAGCACAGAGCCCCUGAAGAACACAGGCAAAGGAGCCCCGCUGGGCUUUUACCAUGUACAGAAUGUCUCAGUGGAGGUGACCGAGUCCUUUAUUGAGUACAUAAAGACAAAGCCAAUUGUGUUUGAAGUGUUUGGCCAUUAUCAACAGCACCCACUCCACCUUCAUGGACAGGAAUUAGUCAGCCCUUCUCAGCCUUCCAGAAAGUAUUACCCCCCACCGAUGCCUCUGUCUAAACCAGUGCCAGCCACCAAACUGAACACCAUCACUAAAUCCAACCUGGGUCAGUGUGUAAGCAAGUAUGACCUGCUGGCCUGGUUCGAGAUCAGUGAACUGGAGCCCACCGGAGAGUAUAUCCCAGCAAUAGUGGAUCACACAGGUGGGCUUCCCUGUCAUGGAACAUACCUAUUGCACCAGGGCAUCCAGCGUAGAAUCACAGUCACUCUGAUCCAUGAGAAAGGCAGUGAACUCCACUGGAAGGAUGUCAGAGAGCUGGUGGUUGGCCGAAUCCGGAAUAAGCCAGAAGUGGAUGAUUCAGGUGCAGACGCAGUCCUGUCUCUCAACAUCAUCUCAGCUAAAAACUUGAAAUCCUCCCACAACUCCAGCAGGACGUUCUACCGGUUUGAGACGGUCUGGGACAGCUCCCUCCACAACUCUCUCCUGCUGAACCGUAUCACUCCCUAUGGAGAGAAGAUUUACAUGACCCUGUCUGCUUAUCUAGAGCUUGACCACUGUAUCCAGCCUGCUAUUAUAACCAAGGACAUCUGCAUGGUCUUCUACUCCAGAGAUGCUAAGAUCUCUCCUCCACGAUCACUAAGGAAUCUGUUUGGAAGUGGUUACUCAAAGACCCCUGACUGUAAUAAAGUAACUGGCAUCUAUGAGCUUAGCUUGUGCAAGAUAGCAGAUGCAGGAAGCCCAGGUAUGCAGCGGCGGAGACGGAAGGUCCUGGAUACAUCAGUGGCAUAUGUGCGUGGAGAGGAGAACCUGGCAGGCUGGAGACCCAGAGGAGACAGUCUGAUCCUGGAGCACCAAUGGGAGCUUGAGAAACUUGAGCAGUUGCAUGAGGUGGAGAAAACACGUCAUCUGCUGCUGCUUCAUGAGAAGCUGGGUGAAACGGCUCCUCCAAAAUCCCUAUGUGAUUCUCUGUCACCCAGCCUGAGCAGCGGCACCCUCAGCACCUCUACCAGCAUCUCCUCCCAGAUCUCCUCUACCACCUUUGAGAGUGCCAUCACGCCAAGUGAGAGCAGCGGAUAUGACUCCACAGACAUCGAGAGCUUGGUAGACCGCGAGAAGGAGCUGGCCACCAAGUGCCUCCGUCUCCUCACACACACUUUCAACAGUGAAUAUAACCAGAUGUGCAACAGCAUCAGUGACUGCAAGUUGUCGGAUAUCUCUCCUAUGGGCCGUGAUCCGUCAGUCACCAGUUUUAGCAGUGCCACUCUCACCCCCUCCUCCACCUGCCCCUCUCUGUCCGACACUCGUACCCCUGAAGCCAACUCUCGUGCCACCAGCCCCUCAUGCUCUGAUUAUGAGAACUUCCCCAUGGUGCCCAUUCUGGAGACGUCCUACCUGGCACGGGCUGGCAAACAUGAGUUCCUCAACCUUUUGCCUGAUAUUGAGGAGAUGAGACCUGGAUCUGUGGUAUCAAAGAAGGGAUUUCUCAGUUUCAUGGAGCCCCGCUCUAACUCCUGGGUAAAGCACUUUGUGGUGGUACGUCGGCCGUAUGUGUUCAUCUACAACAAUGAUAAGGACCCAGUAGAGAGGGGCAUGCUGAAUUUAUCCACUGCUCAGGUGGAAUACAGUGAAGACCAGCAGGCCAUGCUUAAGACACCCAAUACAUUUGCUGUGUGCACCAAGCACAGAGGAAUUCUCCUCCAGGCCAACAAUGACAAAGACAUGAACGACUGGCUCUAUGCCUUCAACCCACUAUUAGCAGGAACGAUAAGGUCCAAGUUGGCGAGGAGACGGUCCGGUCUGAUGAAGAACUGAACGAGCGCACAUAUGGGCAUAAAUAAUGCUCAUAUUUCUCUGUCUACCUUUACAACGUACUAAGUGUGUUAACACUUCUAAAUCUUUGUGGUUCUUGAUGGUUUCUCGUGUAUGUAGACCUGUGGCUGUUCUCCUCUCCAGCAAAAGAACUUUCAGUUCCUGAACACCAACUCUCUCCUUCUUCGUCCUCUCUAUUUCUUUCCUAACCCUUUGUGUUAUCGAUUGGAUUUAUUCAGUCUUAACUUUUGUUAUUUGUCAUAACAGAACCUCCAAGUAGCAUGUUGUAAUAGUCUAUUUGUGUGUGUGCACGAAUCUUCAGAGCAGGUUCUUUUUUCUCUUGAGUUGCUCUUGUCUGUAAAGAUCGUCCUCACUAGUGUUGUCCACUAGGAACAUCUUGCCCACAUGGCCAACAACAGCCAUGACACUCUGGAGACAGUUGGUUUGCCAAAACAAAUCCCCUACAACUACACCAAGUAAAAAUAAAUAAUAAUAUUAAAAAAAACACUCAUAGUUAAUGAACACCACUUUCUCUAAUAGAAUGCAUACAAAACAUAAACAAAUAGCUAUUUUGCUCAAGUUACUGCAAAAAAAAAAAAAAAAGUGGUUAUACCAACAAUGCAAAAAAUAAAAAAAUAAUAAUUUUAGAUGGACCAAAGCACUGAAAAUUAGAGCAAAAUUUGUCCCUCAAAUGAAUGUUAUUGCUGCAUCAGCUUAAUGGAUUAGCUGAAUUAGACCAAGCCAUGAUGGUCAAGACAUAGACCAUGUACGCUCGCCAGUUUACCCAUAUGUCCAGAACUGUACCACUUUGCAGUGUAUUUGCUUGACAAAAGUCCACACAUCAAGGACGUAAAACAUACCAUUUGCAAAGAAAUAUAGCUCCUGUAAAAGAUGUUGAUGACAUCUUGCAUAUCACUUUUUCUGUAGUAUUCUACUCAAAUGAUUCCCUCGGUACAUUAGUACAAAAUGGUGCAAAAAAAAUUAGACACAGACCACUUAACUGAAUGGAAAUCCAUUUGUACAUAACAUGUAGGAUUACUGUGCUUUAUGCAACUCAUGAAGAGACAUGACACAUUCCUUGUUGGUUUUUUUCCUUACUGUUUUAAUAAAAGCAGCGGUUUACAGACAGUUUUAACAAGAAAGAUCAGCUGGCCAAAGGUUUUGCCUCGUUGGAAGGCCAUAUAUAUAUAUAUAUGAGUGUGAUACUAAUUUAAUGGUGUUUGUGGUCAGUUUUGGCUUUUGCGAAUUUCACCAUUCUGUUUAAACCUCAACAGGAUCAUAAACCAGCCUUUUUUUCCCUAGAGCAUGAACAGGAGUUCGUAAAUUUUAAUAUUAUUGAACAUUUAUCAUGUACCUCUUUACUGUACUGAUUAAUUUAACUUAUUUUAUCAACAUAUGAUGAGUGUUUUACAUUAUCUGAAGAGCAAAUGCAACAUACAAUGGAAGUUAGUGAGAGAAUUUCCUACUUUUAAAUGACUAUUCUUCAUUAGUUAUUUGAACAGAGAAAGUUUGACCUUUAAAAAGGAUUUCUGUUUAAUCAUUAUCAGUAGAAAAUGGUUUUGGAACAAAUUAGCAUUGGACAGGCCAAAUAUACAGUUCACUGCAAUGAAGGGAAAAGGGAUUGUAUGUUUUCAGCUUUUUUUAUUGUUAUGAAAAUCUUUGCUCUGUACUCUUUAAAACAUCAAGAUACAAGUGCUGAAAUUAUCAGUGUUUUAGUCUGCUGGGGAAGAUGAAUAGAUAUUUAAAAAGAGUGAUUUGGCUGGGCAUGUAAUAGUAGUACUCUGGCCAAACAACCAGGAGAAAGUACUGCCCACCACAUUUUCACAGGAAGUGGUAUGGGUUUACUGUGUUUGCAGACUGAUCACUGUCAUUCCUUAUGAAGUUAAUAUUCUUGCUGCUUUUAAAUUGCACAAAGAACAUUUUCACAGGGAACACAUGAAAAUGACUCUGAAUAUUCUGCCCUUUGGUCAGGCAGCCUGUAGGGCUUCUCUGAGCUGUUGGAUUGUUACAGCAUCUGUGAAAAUGUCCAAAUUUAAUAUUUAUUCAGAUACGGCACAUAGUGCAUGAGAAAAUGUGUCACCGGUUUUGAUUUUUUUUGCACUGAAGAUUAGUGAAGGUUAGCAUUUAUCAUGAAAGUAAAUUUAUCACACAUAUGAGCUAAAUAUUGUGCAUUUUAGCAGGGCAAAGAUUUUCAUCAUUGUUUUUACUGUCUUUUGUGAGUGGCUUGGUUACUAAGGUAAAGUCAUAAAUAUUCAUAAUGAAUUUCAUUAACUGUAUUUAUUUUUUUGCAAUGUGUAUAUAAUAGUUUGCAGUUCUUUGCACAAAAUAUGUGUUUACAACUAACAGAACAAAUAAAGCUUGAACUUUUUUGUUGUUUUCUCAAAUGGAAACCAAAUGGCUUUAGGUUUUAGGAACUCAUUGAAGUGGACUUUGAAUGUAUUUGAAUUCAAAAUGCAUGAAUUAUCAGAUAAAAGAUAAAUUAUCUUUAUUAGGGACUGAUGUGUAGCUGUGCUUAUUUCUUGAAACAAUUUUCAAUUUAAUUUGACCAUGUUACAAGGGGACUUUCUUACAUUUAAUCUUAAAGAUAUUCUAGAUAUGGAGGGCAGAAUUAUGAGGAUGCCUGUUCACUUUAAUUUCUAACAUCAGGGAAUAUAUUUUGUAGAGGUCAUUCAAAAUUAUAUAUUGGAUUUUUUAAAUUUAUUUUUUUGACAAAGUCACCUCCUUUGAAUUGUUUAUGCAUUGACUCCAAAUGCAUUUUCCCAUGCUGCCUUUGAAGCAAACCUGGCAUUACUAUAACACCCCCCACAGCCCCCUCCCCCCCAUCCGUGGCCUAAUGUUUCCAAAUGAACAUCCCAAUUUGUUGUGGUAAAACAACAGAAAAUAGUUCAACAGAGGCAUUAACACUGUACAUUAUUUGUCAGAUUGGCUUAAUUUUCAUACUUAUUUUGUAAAUAUUACAUGUUGUAUGGAAAUUGGAUUAAAAUGUAAAUAUGUCUCCUGUAUUUGUAAUAAUUAUAAAACAUUCACUGUAUAGCAUAGACGUGUAAUGCAUAUAUCCUAAUUCUGUGUAUGGUAAUCUUGCACCAUUGACUUGUUUAGUGAAUGAGGUAAAAAUAAAAUUACAGCCAGUGCAUUAGA
This is a messenger RNA of Xyrauchen texanus (razorback sucker), 7050 nucleotides long. RefSeq names its product kinesin-like protein KIF1B. Gene Ontology annotation, molecular function: cell adhesion molecule binding. The record is from RefSeq and is a predicted model, not a curated record. Gene Ontology annotation, cellular component: adherens junction. NCBI's taxonomy places the organism in Eukaryota, Metazoa, Chordata, Actinopteri, Cypriniformes, Catostomidae. Bases 16 to 3915 code for a protein of 1299 amino acids. The transcript is spliced from 33 exons. Gene Ontology annotation, biological process: regulation of protein localization.